This is a messenger RNA of Marmota flaviventris (yellow-bellied marmot), 2513 nucleotides long. The record is from RefSeq and is a predicted model, not a curated record. NCBI's taxonomy places the organism in Eukaryota, Metazoa, Chordata, Mammalia, Rodentia, Sciuridae.
GGCCAGGAGAAAUCUGGCCACGCCAUCCUCAGCGCUGCUUCCAAUAACCACUAACAUCCCUAAUGGACAUCCGAACCAUGGGCUCUGCUCGGAAAUCGUCUUGGCCAAUUCGGCCCGCCGAGCUCUAGAAGAUUACCGCAUCAUUUUUUCCUAGCGUGGAGAAAGUGGGCCCGGAAAGGGAGGAGGGGGCGGGGACACUCCCCCAAAGAAUAAAUAAAUAAACAAAUAAACUGGCUCCUCGCCGCAGCUGGACGCGGUCGGUUGGGUCCAGGUUGGGUCGGACCCCUAACAGCGGAACCGCCAUCCGCCCUUGCGACCGCUGGAGCUGACUAGUCGGCGGCGGUGGCGGCAGACGGACCGGGAGUUUCUUCUCCCACUGGAUGGAGCUGAACUUUGGGCGGCCAGAAGAGCGCGGUCGUCCGAGGAUCGCUGCAUGCUGAGCUCCCUCGGCGAGACCCAGCGGCGGCUCGGGAUUUUUGGGGGGGCGGGGACCAGCUUCGAGCCGGCACAAUGUUCCUGGCGACCCUCUACUUCGCGCUGCCGCUUCUGGAUUUGCUUCUGUCAGCGGAGGUGAGCGGCGUGGACCGCCUGGACUGCGUGAAAGCCAGCGAUCAGUGUCUGAAAGAACAGAGUUGCAGCACUAAAUACCGCACGCUGAGGCAGUGCGUGGCGGGCAAGGAGACUAACUUCAGUCUGGCAUCCGGCCUGGAGGCAAAGGAUGAGUGCCGCAGCGCUAUGGAGGCCCUGAAGCAGAAGUCACUCUACAACUGCCGCUGCAAGAGGGGCAUGAAGAAGGAGAAGAACUGCCUGCGCAUCUACUGGAGCAUGUACCAGAGCCUGCAGGGAAAUGACCUGCUUGAAGAUUCCCCGUAUGAACCAGUUAACAGCAGAUUGUCAGAUAUAUUCCGGGUGGUCCCAUUCAUAUCAGAUGUUUUUCAGCAAGUGGAGCACAUUCCCAAAGGGAACAACUGCCUGGACGCAGCCAAGGCCUGCAACCUGGACGACACCUGCAAGAAGUACAGGAGCGCCUACAUCACCCCGUGCACCACCAGCAUGUCCAACGAGGUCUGCAACCGCCGCAAGUGCCACAAGGCCCUGCGGCAGUUCUUUGACAAGGUCCCUGCCAAGCACAGCUAUGGAAUGCUGUUCUGCUCCUGCCGGGACAUCGCCUGCACAGAGCGGCGGCGGCAGACCAUCGUGCCUGUGUGUUCCUAUGAGGAGCGGGAGAAGCCCAACUGCUUGAGUUUGCAGGAUUCCUGCAAGACGAAUUACAUCUGUAGAUCUCGCCUUGCAGACUUUUUUACCAACUGCCAGCCGGAGUCAAGGUCUGUCAGCAGCUGUCUGAAGGAGAACUUCGCCGAUUGCCUCCUGGCCUACUCGGGGCUGAUUGGCACAGUCAUGACCCCCAACUACAUAGACUCCAGUAGCCUUAGCGUGGCCCCCUGGUGUGACUGCAGCAACAGCGGGAAUGACCUGGAAGAGUGCUCCAAAUUUCUGAACUUCUUCAAGGACAAUACCUGUCUUAAAAAUGCAAUUCAAGCCUUUGGCAAUGGCUCCGAUGUGACUGUGUGGCAGCCAGCCCUCCCAGUACAGACCACCACUGCCACCACUACCACUGCCUAUCGGGUCAAGAACAAGCCCCUGGGGCCAGCAGGCUCUGAGAACGAAAUCCCUACGCAUGUUUUACCGCCUUGUGCAAAUUUGCAGGCACAGAAGCUGAAAUCCAAUGUUUCGGGAAGUACACAUCUCUGUCUUUCUGAUCGGGAUUACGAAAAGGACGGUCUGGCUGGUCCUUCCAGCCACAUAACCACAAAAUCAAUGGCGGCACCUCCACGCUGCGGUCUGAGCCCACUGCUGGUUCCGGUGGUAACUGCUCUGUCCACCCUAUUAUCUUUAUCUUUGGCAGGAACAUCGUAGCUGCAUUUAAAAAACCAUACGGACAUGUAAAAAGACAAAAACCAAGUUAUCUGUUUCCUGUCCUCUUGUAUAUCUGAAAAUCCAGUUUUAGGAGCUCAGUUGAGAAACAGGUUCAUCCAACUGGAACUUUUUUUUUUCUUUUUUUAAAGAAAGCUUUUUGUGAUCCUUAGGGGCUUCUCUGGACAGUCUGAUGCAGUCCUGCAUCCCACACUCAAAGGCUUUGGGGCAUGCUGUACUUAAAGGGGACAAUUUGUAAAUUUGGCUGUAAAGCCAACUGGGGCCAUGUUUUGAUGAUGAUGGUGGUGGUGGUUUUAAAAGUUUUCACUCUGGCAUUUGCUAGCUAGAGAGGAAGUUGGUCUUUCUAAGGAUUCUCUCACAUCUCAUGUAAUGGCUUUGAUUUCUAAUGACAAAUGGCAACCUAACAUGGAUGACAAGCUUUUUUUUUUUUUUCUGUCACAAAGUGAAGGUCAUCAUCCAGAGUGGGCUUUGUGGAAACAAGCUUGUACCGAUGUUCACCUUUCUGUAUGUACUGGCAUUUUCCACACUAAUGUUUAUGUGCAUAAUCAGUUCUAUGCUCUCCUAUGAAACAAAACACC